ACCAAACAUCGAACACAAUACUAUGAAGAUCAGUUCCGAUACAAGGACGGCGAGGUUGGAUCGAUCCGAGAGCGGGUGCAACGGGACAGUCCGGUGAUUGCAGAGUUGAGGACGAAUGUCAUUAUCAAGGACGAAUUCACGUUGGUGACGGACUUGUCUUACCACCUUGCCCAGCGCUACACUCGCUCAGAUUCAAGCAUCAUGAUUAAGGUCGACCACAGCGCCUGCCUCGCGCUCGGAGGCACCUUCGACCCAUGUUACAUACUUACAAUAACAGCUCUGCCAUCGCAGAUGGGCCCAACCCACAACAAGCGCAAUGCGGGCCUCAUUCAGUCAUUCAUGGCCGACAUUCUCAGCGUGCCGGCAGACCGAGGUAUCAUCAAGUUCCAACCCGUCGAGGAGUGCAAUUAUGCGACGAACGGAACAACCAUGCAAGGCCAGAUUGAGAAGCUGGAGAAACACCAGGCAAACAGUGGGCCUGGCGCGGCGAGGCGUACACCAUCGAUUGGCACAAGAAAGAGCACGCCUUUCAGCAAGAAGAGC
Molecule: messenger RNA, 543 nt
Organism: Baudoinia panamericana UAMH 10762
Lineage: Eukaryota; Fungi; Ascomycota; Dothideomycetes; Mycosphaerellales; Teratosphaeriaceae
Exons: 2
Molecular function (GO): phenylpyruvate tautomerase activity
Source: RefSeq, a predicted model, not a curated record